Messenger RNA from Rosa chinensis, 1785 nucleotides. Its product is annotated as zinc finger BED domain-containing protein RICESLEEPER 2-like. NCBI's taxonomy places the organism in Eukaryota, Viridiplantae, Streptophyta, Magnoliopsida, Rosales, Rosaceae. Bases 1 to 1785 code for a protein of 594 amino acids. Gene Ontology annotation, biological process: glucose catabolic process. Gene Ontology annotation, cellular component: cytoplasm. Gene Ontology annotation, molecular function: manganese ion binding; protein dimerization activity; DNA binding. The record is from RefSeq and is a predicted model, not a curated record. The transcript is spliced from 4 exons.
AUGGUAGCAUUUAAUCCUGAUGAAGUUAUGAAAGCAUGUGUUGAAAUGGUUGUAGUUGAUGAGCUUCCUUUUAGCUUCGUUGAAAAGCAAGGCUUUAGGCAUUUUUGUCAUGUUGCAGUGCCAAUGUUUAAGGUCCCUUGUAGGAAAACUUUGGUUAUAAAUUUUCUUACAUUGUAUGAUAAGACAAAGAAGAAGUUGAAAACUGAUUUAGCACACUAUAGGGUCUGCCUAACCACUGACACUUGGACAAGUGUUCAAAAUUUCAACUACAUGGUGCUAACAUCACACUUUAUUGAUGAUAAGUGGGAAAUGCAUAAGAGGAUAAUCAAUUUUUGCACUAUUUGUAAUCAUAGUGGGAAUUCCAUAGGUCUUUUGAUUGAGUCAUGUUUGCUUCAAUGGGGGAUUAGCAAGGUUUUAACCAUCACAGUAGAUAAUGCAGCAGCCAAUAAGUGUGCUAUUGAGUUUGUUAGGUCCGAACUUAACAAAAGAGAAAAACCACAAUCAAUGUUAGAGGGUAAGUACAUGCAUGUUAGGUGUAUUGCCCAUAUUUGUAAUUUGAUUGUUGGUAGUGAGUUGAAGAGACUAAAUAGAUCAGUGUUGGCCAUCAGAAAUGCGGUGAUGUUUGUUAGGUCUUCACCAGCAAGGUUAGAUAGUUUUAAGGCAUGUGUAGAACAGGAACAGAUCCCUUGCAGAGGAUUGGUUGUUAUGGAUGUUCCCACUAGGUGGAAUUCAACAUUCUUAAUGUUGGAAGCUGCCUUGAAGUUCAAAGCAGCCUUUGCAAGGAUGGAGGAGCAACCGGACAGCUGCUUUUCAGCCUAUUUCAAAGAGCCUGAGGAAGAGUAUGAUGAGGAAGGAAAUUUGGUUCCAAGUAAAAGCAAGAGGCCUAGAGUUGGGCCUCCAUCCGAGGAUGAAUGGGAUAAGGCAGAAAUGUUUGUGCAGUUUCUUAGGGUAUUCUAUGAAGUAACUCUAAGAGUUAGUGCAAGUAAUAGGCCCACAAUCCAUACCACUUUUCAUGAUGUGUUGUCAAUCGAAUCGGAGAUUAGCAAGCUCUUCAUAGAACCUGAUAUUGCAAUAGGUUUGGACACCCAGAAGGUUUCGAGUGAUAUGGCAGAAAAUAUGAGGUCCAUAUUCAUCAAGUAUUAUGGUGGCUUUCGGGAUUUGAAUCCCUUGGUGUUUAUGGGGCUGAUCCUUGAUCCUAGAUUCAAGCUAAGGAAAGUAGUUUCUGAGCUUGAUGAGGCUGUGGUUUCACAUGAAGUAGACAAAUACUUGUUGGACCCUCUUGAAUUCACAAAUGAGAAGGAAGGGUUCGAGUUCCCGAUUCUGUUAUGGUGGAAGAUCAAUGGAGCCAAGUACCCUAUACUUCAAGCAAUAGCCAAAGAUGUGUUGGCUGUUCAAGUUUCGACAGUUGCAUCGGAGUCCGCUUUCAGCACCGGAGGGAGAGUAAUCGACAACUUUAGGAGUUCAUUGACUCCUAAAUUUGUCGAAGCAUUGAUUGUCUACAAAUUUUCAGUUUUCGCUUUUUACAUUUCAGUUUCUGCAUUUAUUUUUUACAUUCUGACUAUAGUUUCUUGUGUUUUGUACUUUGUUGUAAAACGAGGAUGGGAUGCCCAAGUUCUCGGUGAAGCCCCCUAUAAAUUUAAGAAUGUUGUUGAAGCUAUCAAGACAUUGAGAGCAGAACCAAAUGCCAAUGACCAGUAUCUACCUCCUUUUGUUAUUGUUGAUGAUAGUGGAAAGCCUGUGGGCCCAAUAGUUGAUGGUGAUGCUGUUGUAACAUUCAACUUCUGA